CGAACGCAAGGAAUCGUUGAAAGUGACCGUGAUUUGAAAACAACAUUGAGGCCCAGAGCACAGGCGCUGGCACCACCCAGCACCACCCAAUGUCACACUCAAGUGGCAUGGGCGAGUCUCUAAUGCCCUUCCGGUGGAGCAACAGCUCCAACACCCCCGCCGCCGACAAUUUCCCACCAAGCUCCAGCUCAAAGCUUAGCGGGAACCACGCCAUUGUCGGGUGCAAGCAGCCGUCGCGCAGCCCACCUCCAACAAGGCGAGCCAAGAUGCUCCCCGAGCCGACGCUGACCUUCACAAUCCCGAGCCUCCACGACGGCACCGUCCUGAAAUGCCGCGUCUACCACCCGUGGAGCCUCUCGCCAUCGCCCAAGGCCCCGCCCUGGCGACAUGACGCUGCCAUCGUGGCCCAUCCCUACGCGCCCUUGGGCGGCAGCUACGAUGACGGCAUCGUCUCCCUGGUCGCCACGACUCUGCUAAGGGCCGGCUUCCUAGUCGCUACGUUCAACUUUAGAGGCGCUGCUGGAUCCGCAGGGCGCACAUCGUGGACAGCCAGGGCUGAGCGGGGCGACUAUCUCUCAGUCGCUGGCUUCCUGGCACUUUAUGCCCACAUCCUCGACCCUUUCCGCCACGCGGCUAGCCAGCCCGCGACCCCUAUCAGGAGCGGCUUUACCACACCGACCCGCCUCCCUCGCUCACCGUCGGCAAGCUAUCCUCGACCUCACGCCGCGACACGAUCACGAUCCGACGACGACAGCUUCCCACCCCUAUCCGCCGACCCUGCCGCCACGCCCCUCCUCGUGUUCUCGGGCUACUCGUACGGCGCCCUGGUGACGAGCCAGCUCCCACAACUGUCGGGCGUGCUGGCGCCCCUCCUCGCCCCGGAGCACGGCACGCCCGCGGCCGAGAUCCGGCUGCGGGCCGAGCACCUCGCGGUGGCGCAGAACGAGAUCCUGGGGGCCGCGCGCCGGGCCGCGGAGCGCGAGGCCGUCGCGGCGGCGCGCGGCACGCCGUCGACGUCGCCGCGCAAGUCGCUGAACCUGCGCGUGGGCGGCGACGAGGAGAUUGGGCACCACCACCACAGCCGGCGCAAGAGCCACGACUCGCACCGGUCGCUGCGGCGGUCCAUCGACGAUGCCGAGGAGAAGCUGCUGAGGGGGGUGCACGACCUGCUGGCCAAGACGCGCCACGGCUCGCCGCCGCCCCGCCGGAGUGCGAGCCUCCACGGCGUGGCCGGGCAGCGGCAGCUCAAGCUUAGAUCCGUCUCGUCGCCGGACCCCGGAAGGCACGGGGACGUCAGCCCCGUGAUUAGGGAGGCGGCGGAGGAGGACGAGCCGGACGGGGCGGGUAAGGACGCUGUGCACCAGCUGCCCACGCUCCUCCAUCCGCCGUCACCCACUCCGGCGUAUCUUUUGGUAUCACCGCCACUUAGUAUAGCCGGGAACUUGACCUCUCUGUCCUUUUCCUUGCCGUCUCUUCCGAAACGACUGUUGCGGCGCGCUUCGGUGCCGCCGGCUAAUGAUCCCGGAGGUGAUGCUAACGGGCAAGAUCCGCUGCUCAAGGGCCCGCAGAGGGCAGCGACCUCGGCGCUCGGAGUCGCUGCCGACUCGACAUCGCCCGUGGGUGGCAACCUUGCCCUAGACAGCCUGGCAGAGGCGGACCGCAAGAUGGUGGAGAACUCGACACUGGUCGUGUACGGCGACAGUGACGUCUUUGUGUCGAACCGGCGGAUGCGCGGCUGGGCGGCGAGGCUGCAGGGGGUGCCAGGCUCCAGGUUCCGGGCCCAUGAGGUCUCGACGGCUGGACACUUUUGGCAGGAGGGCCCCGCGGACGGGGAGAGCGUGGCACAUGUGCUACACCACGCGGUGCAGACGUUUGCCGACGGUCUGCUGCAGAAACGAACGCAGAGGUGAUGAUGAUACCCGACAUGCGGCCCCAGACUGAGCCAUCAAGGCAGAGCAGAGCCCACAUCUCCGGCCACAGGAGGAACUACGAUGCAGGCUAUGUUUGCCGCAUGUUUCUAUUCCAGCAGAUACAAUCAAUGAUCAC
Molecule: messenger RNA, 2046 nt
Organism: Gaeumannomyces tritici R3-111a-1
Lineage: Eukaryota; Fungi; Ascomycota; Sordariomycetes; Magnaporthales; Magnaporthaceae
Exons: 2
Coding region: 90-1910 (606 amino acids)
Source: RefSeq, a predicted model, not a curated record